Molecule: messenger RNA, 1116 nt
Organism: Enhydra lutris kenyoni (northern sea otter)
Lineage: Eukaryota; Metazoa; Chordata; Mammalia; Carnivora; Mustelidae
Product: hes family bHLH transcription factor 3
Biological process (GO): regulation of neurogenesis; regulation of transcription by RNA polymerase II; anterior/posterior pattern specification
Cellular component (GO): nucleus
Molecular function (GO): RNA polymerase II cis-regulatory region sequence-specific DNA binding; protein dimerization activity; DNA-binding transcription factor activity, RNA polymerase II-specific
Source: RefSeq, a predicted model, not a curated record
AUGGCGCCGGGCGGCCGACGAGCUGGCGACGGCGCCGGCUGUAGCCCGGGGAAACCCGCCCGCCGCGCCUGCGCACUACGCCGCCGCCGCCGACCGGGAAGUGCGGCUGCCGGGAGCCGCCGCGCCUCCCGCGAGCUCUCGCGAUACCACCGCUCCAUGGGGAGACGAGGGGCGAACGGCGGGCGGGGCAGCGGGGCACCCGGGUCCCGGGCCGAGAAGUGGCCGCCUGCGUCUGCCAGAAAGGAACCCCAAACUCAAGAAUGCCCCCGUCCGAAGAAGUCGAAGCGACCCGGCCCUCGGCCAGCCCCGCACCGUCCCCCCGCGAAACUGACACCCUCGGGCGCGCAGGCGCGAGCUAGUCCGCGAGCUGGGAGCCCGGGCUGCUUCCGCGCUGACCCUGCCCCGGAGGCAGCCGGAAACCCACACCCGGACUCUGCGCGCGGGGUGACCGCCCACUUCAGUUCGCGGGUUCCUUGACGGAGCAAGGGAGAAUGUAUGGAGAGGGGAUCCCCAGAGCAAGCUGGAGGCGUCUCCAAGCCCCUCAACCCACACCAGCUUCCCAGGAUCUCCAAGCCUCUGAUGGAGAAGAGGCGACGGGCACGCAUCAACAUGUCCCUGGAGCAGCUGAAGUCGUUGCUGGAAAAACACUACUCACACCAGAUCCGGAAACGGAAGCUGGAGAAGGCAGACAUACUGGAGCUGAGCGUCAAGUACAUGAAAAGCCUUCAGAACUCGGUGCAAGGGCUCUGGCCGGUCCCCCUCGGAACUGAGUUCCCGUCGGGCUUCCGCAGCUGUCUGCCUGGCGUUGGCCAGCUUCUGCGGCGCGGAGAAGAGGGCGGCGGUGGCCUGCGCUGCCCCCUGGCGCACGAGCGCGCAGGUGACAGCACCAUGGACAGCGCCGGCCCGAGCCGGGAGGCACCCGAGCCGCUCGGCCCCUGCGCCCCCGCCAUUUGGGCCCCUGCUCCGGCCACCGGCGGCUCGCGGUCCCCUCCACCCCGGCUCCUCUUCCCUGGAGGUCUUCCCGGCCCGUCCUCCAGCGUCCCGGGGCCGCAGCCGGCACCUCGCCGCUGCACCGAGAGCCCGGGACCGCGUCUGGGCGUUUGGCGGCCCUGGUGA